AUGGCAAAGGCAUUGCAGACCAAAAUAAAAAGCUCGUACUCAGGCCAGGCAUUUGAAAUUGUACUUAUAGCAGCUUUGUCCGCCCUUUUAUUCAAUAAGAAGGCACCUGCAACGAAAGACGAGGCAGAGUUCGUACGAAACUUCAGGUCUUAUGCAGCCGGGAGAUUUUAUUUUUACAGAAGUCUUCCAUUGCCGUCUUUGAUAUCCUAUGGGCUGUAUAGAGCCUCAACACACAUGAAUAUGCCCCUACUGUCCCUAGUGUUAGAAAGCCCCAGACUAGUCAGUCUCGUUCUCUUUAUAAUAACUAUGGUGCAAGUGUAUUGGCUGGCCAGAGAGACGUACAACAGGAUACUAUCUUGGAUGGUUGUGGCCGUUCACAUAGUCGGACUACUGAUCAACACUCAGAUUGUGUUUCUCACAAACGAGGUGUUUUCAAUAUUCUUCUUUGUGUGUGCGAUUGCACAGCUAAAGAGGCGCCGCACUGUCUUCUCUGGGUUCUUGAUGGGCCUUUCAAUGGCAUCGAACUGGGCCUCCAUAUCGGUCCUGCCUCCUCUUAUGGUAUUCUAUGGAUUACAUCUGUUUUCAUUCGUUGUAAACCCUAAGAACAAGAUAAGAAAAGCUGCUCUGAAGCUUAUCAAGGGAGUUGCAGCCUUUAUCCUUCUCCCUGUCUUUAUAUAUGUCCUGUCGUUCUUUAUACACUACUCAAUACAGCAGCAAUACACAGACGAUGCAGAGAAGUUUUCUAUAGAGUUCCAGGCAACGUUGGUGGGAAGUGUCCAAGAGCCUGCCGACAAGUAUCUUAUGGACAGAAGCAUAGUUACCAUCUUGAACCAGAAGCACCUUGCAUAUUUAAAUAUGAAAGACGGCACUCCCUCAUGCUCGAAUCAGAAGACUGAGGACUCCAUGUGGGUGAUAAUUAAGGUUCAUCCGAGUGAUUCCGCGAAAAACAUAGAAGAGGAGGGUAGAUACAUAGGCCAUGGAGAUCUUGUGAAGUUAGUGGAGUUUGGGAGUAACAUGUGCCUGAGGGUUUCCAAUGAAGACAGCGAGGAUAAGUUCAGGAAGGUCCUUGGAUUUUCUCAGCAGGACAACGAGGCCGACGAAGAAGACAUAUGGCAGAUAAUUGGAGAUGGGCCGAUUAUCAGCAGAAGGUCAUUAAUAAAGUUCAGGCAUUAUAAGACCGCAAUGGACUUGUGUGUCAGGAGCCUUCAGAAAUCUGAGGAGGGCGAAACCAGAGGAGGCGAUGCAGAAAAGGUCGUAGAGGGGUCUUUGUACAGUGAUAACAAAUCAAGACUAUUCUACAUAAGCGAUAAUAAGAACCAUGACUUCUUCAAGAAGAACUUCGAGGAUGGAAGGCCUAAAGAAACAGUCCUGCACUUUCCUCAGAAAAGCUUUAUCCAUAAGAUGAUCGAGCAUCACAAGAGGCUUGCAAGAAGUCCCAAAUGGAAGUGGAACCCGGUGAAGAGGCACAGUGUAUUGAGCCUCCAGAACGGCGGGACCCACUUGAUGAAGCAUGAUGUGCUUUUCAAUACCCUUGCAGCAAUAUCUUCAUUCUUACUCCCUAUAACACUUCUACUGAACCAUAUUUCUUGGGAAAAGUACGGAAAAGGCCUCAUGACCAGAAAAGAAGACUUCUUUGUAUGCACAGUGCACCUGUGUGCAGUUCUCAUGGGACUCAUGAUUGAGAUCGGUCAGGGGCUUACAGAGAUCCUGAGGGUGUGGAUGAUGCUGACGCUAGCAUUCCUUCCGGGUAUCAAACCAGCCCUCCUUCUUUUCUCCCUCUUCUUGUCUUCUUCGAUAAAGGUUCUGAGAUAA
Molecule: messenger RNA, 1812 nt
Organism: Encephalitozoon hellem ATCC 50504
Lineage: Eukaryota; Fungi; Microsporidia; Unikaryonidae
Exons: 1
Coding region: 1-1812 (603 amino acids)
Source: RefSeq, a predicted model, not a curated record